Vicia faba (fava bean) is the source of this 606-nucleotide messenger RNA. NCBI's taxonomy places the organism in Eukaryota, Viridiplantae, Streptophyta, Magnoliopsida, Fabales, Fabaceae. The record is from the annotation of a GenBank genome assembly.
AUGGUGCAUCAGAAUGUUGGCACAAACAGGGUACUUUCCUCGAACACCUUGUCGACAUUUUCCGAAUCCACCACCUCUAUACCCUCAUUUGCAGUCUCCUACUUCAUCAACAAUCUCAAAUUCUCCUCAGAAUCCGCUCUCAAAGCCUCCAAACUCGUCCAUUUCAAAACCUCCAAAAAACCCGAUUCAGUUCUCAACUUCUCAGAACCCACGGUUUCACCGAUUCAGAUAUACACAAAAUCAUCCAAAGAGAACCCUGGCUCCUUUCCUGCGACACCCAGAAAAGGGUUCUCCCAAAGUUUCAAUUUUUACUCUCCAUCUCUCUCCGUAACGUGUUUUCUCUGUUUUCUGCAAACUUUCACAGAAAUGUCGACGAUAGUACGCAGAGGUAUCCAUUGCUUGCAGAGACUGAAUUCAGCGAAUGUAUCAGCUGCUUUGCUAGAGAAGGGGCAAAAUCGUGUAAUCGAUGCUUCACUUACUCUUAUGAGAGAAAGAGCAAAGCUUAAGGGAGAAACUCGCUCGCAAGGGUCCUUAACCAGAAGCAAAGCCAGCUGCAGGCUCAAGUGGAAAACCAACAGGCAGAAGACAUCUGCCACUCCAGUUUAA